AUGCAGAUCCCCGCUAUCUUCGGUAUCUACCUCGUGGCUUUGGCCAGCACCACCGCAGCUAUGCCCCACCUCGCCGGGCCUUACCACGGCCAAAACAUCGCCGUGAAAGUCCCUACCAAUUCAACGGGGGCUCAUAAUGCGACUACGACAGGGACACGAGGCAAAGCACCUCUUGCCACUGGACUGUCAUCGGUGAUUAAGAAAAACAAGAACAAGAACAAGACCAUUCAUGUUGCGCAUGGGUUGAACUCGAUCGAUCAUCCGACGCAAGGGAGCAACCAUUGUAAUGAGUUGUGUUCAUUGGAGGCUCAGACGUGUACUGUUACGAUGCCGGAUGAAGAUCAGUAUUGUUCGGAGAUAUACUCUACCUGCAUCAAGAAAUGUAAACCGGAUAACUUCCAGAAGUAA
Molecule: messenger RNA, 408 nt
Organism: Penicillium angulare
Lineage: Eukaryota; Fungi; Ascomycota; Eurotiomycetes; Eurotiales; Aspergillaceae
Exons: 2
Coding region: 1-408 (135 amino acids)
Source: RefSeq, a predicted model, not a curated record